Molecule: messenger RNA, 1282 nt
Organism: Triticum dicoccoides
Lineage: Eukaryota; Viridiplantae; Streptophyta; Magnoliopsida; Poales; Poaceae
Product: truncated transcription factor CAULIFLOWER D-like
Exons: 7
Coding region: 221-898 (225 amino acids)
Molecular function (GO): DNA binding; protein dimerization activity
Source: RefSeq, a predicted model, not a curated record
GCGUUCGACUAAACAAGUAAACAGAGAGGCAGAGAGCAACCACAUUUCGGCCCGAUCGAUCCCAGCCUAGAUUCCCUAGCCCGGCCGGUGGGGAGCGAAUCCGGCAAAGCGACGGCUAGGGGAGCAGCGGUGGGGGAGCCAUGAAGCGCUGCUGCCUGCGGCUACAUAAGCCGCGCGCCUCCGUUUCGUUCUGUCGGGGACGAGGAGGAGGAGGAGGAGUAUGGCGCGGCAGCGGGGGAGCGUGGUGCUGCGGCGGAUCGAGGAUCGGAGGCGGCGGGGGAUCUGCUUUAGGAAGCGGCGGGCGGGGCUGGUUAAGAAGGCGGAGGAGCUCGCCGUGCUCUGCGACGCCGACGUCGGCCUCCUCGUCAUCAACCCCUUCGACGGCACCUUCCAACGCUUCGCCGCGCCCGCGACUAUGGAGAAUAUCAUCAAACGUUAUCAGAAUUUCCCAGAAGCACAAAAAAGAGCACAUGGAAGGAGCCUUCUCAAAGAGAGAAGAAGCAAGGAUUUUCAAGUUCCCAUAGUGACAACAGAUAGAAGGCCAAACAUUCAUGACAUCAGGUCAAUUGAUGAAUCAAGCAUAUCCCAGUUGACCAUCGAACAGCUUAGCCAAAUUGAAAGAAAAUUGGAGUAUGCACUAAGGAGGGCAAAGACCAGGAAGUUGGAAGCGUAUAGGAUCGCCACACUACAGGAGAAGGGGAAAGCAACGCUCGAGGAGAGGGAUAUGAUGGAGAUGGUCUCGAGGAAGGAGCAGAAGCAGGAGGGAGGAAGGUAUGUAACUAGAAGCCAGCAAAGCAGCAGGGAGGUGGAUUUGACGCUCAGCCUCGGCAUCGGCAUUGGCUGCAACGUUGGUUGCUCGCGCAGGCACCAAACGCCAAUUGACCUCAACAUGCCGUGACACAGACAUUUUCGGCUGGCUCAUGAGUUUCAUAGUUGCAGUGACGUUGCAUGUGAAGCACCAACAGAUUCUCCAGAAUUUGCCGCGAACAUUUUGAGUUGGCUUAAGUCAAAUCCGAAGCUAUCAUAAUUUCUGCACAGGUGCACAGCUUUUCACCCCAUUGCGUCUAGGGCUCGAUUAAGAGUUUGGUGUUCUUCUUGGGUUCGGUUGUACUAGCACAAGCUUACUGCACAAAAAGUGUGCAUUUGUGCUUAUCUCCACCAAAUUCAAGUUAUCUUCCAUGACUACCAUGAUAUGUAUCUUCACUGAAACGAAUCCAUGAUUUGUGUUCAACUAAUGCAGUAAGGUACCCUUGGUUAUAGUGCACAACUCUGGUAAACUCAA